Molecule: messenger RNA, 1497 nt
Organism: Abrus precatorius (Indian licorice)
Lineage: Eukaryota; Viridiplantae; Streptophyta; Magnoliopsida; Fabales; Fabaceae
Product: isoflavone 3'-hydroxylase-like
Exons: 3
Coding region: 4-1497 (497 amino acids)
Molecular function (GO): oxidoreductase activity, acting on paired donors, with incorporation or reduction of molecular oxygen; monooxygenase activity; iron ion binding
Source: RefSeq, a predicted model, not a curated record
AUAAUGGCCCCUUUGAUAUAUUACUCGCUCAUUUCUCUGGUUUUCAUUCUCACCUUGAAGCAUUUGGUACAAAGAAAAAGAUUAAAAAACCUUCCACCAUGUCCACCAACUCUUCCCAUAAUUGGAAACCUUCACCAUCUAAAGGCCCCACUCCACCGUUCUCUUCACAGCUUAUCACAAAAGUAUGGGUCCAUCUUCUCCCUUUGGUUCGGUUCACGUUUUGUUGUGGUUAUCUCUUCCCCAACCUUGGCCCAAGAAUGCUUCACCAAACACGACAUCGUGCUUGCAAACAGGCCACGAUUCCUCACGGGAAAGUACCUUUUCUACAACUACACCAGCAUGGGUUCCUCCUCCUACGGUGACCACUGGCGUAACCUCCGCCGCAUCAUCACCAUAGAUGUCCUCUCCACACAACGUCUCAACACCUUCUUCGAAAUCCGAAGGGAAGAAACCAUAAGGGUCUUACAAAAGCUAUCUCGAGACUCAAGUAAGGGCUUCACCCAAGUGCAGCUCAGACCCAGGUUGACUGAGAUGACUUUCAACAAUAUGAUGAGAAUGAUCUCUGGGAAGAGGUACUAUGGCGACGACAUUGACGUGACAGAUGCAGAGGAAGCGAAGCAGUUCAGAGAUAUAAUAUCGGAGGUUAUGUCGUUGUUGGGUGCAAACAACAAAGGGGAUUUCUUGCCUCUGCUUCGGUGGUUCGAUUUCGAUGGUUUGGAGAAGAGAUUGAAGGCGAUUAGUACGAGGGCUGAUGCGUUUUUGCAAGGACUUGUUGAAGAGCAUCGCAGUGGAAAGCACAAAACCAAUACCAUGAUCGAACAUCUCUUGACUAUGCAGAAGUCUCAGCCUGAGUACUACUCCGAUCAUAUUAUCAAAGGCCUUAUUCAGGGAAUGCUCCUCGCUGGAACUGAUACAACAGCUGUGACAGUAGAGUGGGCAAUAUCCGCUUUAUUAAAUCAUCCAGAAAUAUUGAAGAAAGCAAAGGAUGAAAUAGACACUAAGGUAGGACAAGAUCGCUUGGUAGAUGAAUCAGACAUUCCAAAUCUUCCUUACCUUCAAAAUAUUGUGUACGAGACACUUCGACUGUAUUCUCCAGCUCCAUUACUAUUGCCUCAUUAUACUUCAGAUGAUUUGGAUAUUGGGGGAUUCACUAUUCCACGUGACACCAUAGUGUUGAUUAAUGCAUGGGCCAUUCAAAGAGAUCCAAAAACUUGGAGUGAUGCUGAAUGUUUUAAGCCCGAGAGAUUUGAAAAAGAAGGUGAAGCAAACAAGUUAAUUCCAUUCGGAUUGGGAAGAAGAGCUUGUCCGGGAUUAGGUUUGGCAUAUCGUGUUAUGGGCUUGACUUUGGGUUUAUUGAUUCAGUGCUUUGAUUGGAAACGUCUAAAUGAUGAUGAAAUUGACAUGAGGGAGAACAAAGGUGUCGCAAUGCCAAAGUUAAUUCCAUUAGAGGCUUUGUGUAGAGCGCUGCCACCCAGCAAUAAAUUAUGCAGUAACUAG